GGAAUUUCCUUAUUAUUUUGGAAUGAGUCAAGAAUCGACCCAUGGUCAGUACGUUCCUGAGCCGGAGCAUGUGAGCGUGCAUACGGUGAACACCGAGGGUUCGAGUUUCACACCUCCGGGUGACGGAGGGCAGCAGAAUCAUCCUGAGCCAGCGGGAAAGCCGCCAGUUGUACCACCCCCAGUCGUACCACCUCCAGUGAUGCCACCGCUGGCGAUGCCGCAGGUGGCCUACGAGCAGAUGUUCCUGGCCAUGAUGGCCCAUUAUAUGCAGCACAUGGCGCAGCAUAUGCCCAUGUUCCAGCCACCUCCGCCACCGCAGCCGCAGCCGCGCAUCGUCACCUUUAAGACAUUGAAGGAUAAUGGAGCGGAAGAGUUUCGAGGAGACAAGAUGGGGGAGCCCCAGAUUGCGUUGGAUUGGCUUGAGCAGAUGGACCAGGUGCUCAAGAAUUUUAGAGUCCCUGAUGCAGAUCGCUCAGAGUUGGCGACACAGAUGUUCCGGAAGGGAGCAUAUGAUUGGUGGAAACGCAUUGACCAGGAUCCACACACGCCCAAGCCUUGGACCUGGGAUCGGUUUGAUCGAGCUUUCACGAAGGAGUAUGUCCCCACCCGGUACCGUGAGGAGAGGCGCGAUGAGUUCGUUGCGCUGAAGCAGGAGGGGAUGUCACUGCCUGAACUGAGACAGAAGUUCGACUACCUGUCCCAGUAUGCGACGAGUCUGGUCUCCACUCCGGAGGAUCGUUUGAAUGAGUUCGUCAAGAAGCUAUGGCCGGACCUGAAGCCGUAUGCCGCGCUGAUCACGACGAUAGAUUUUAAUGCGGGUAAUGAUUUGAUUGUGAAAACGGAAAAGAGCUUGGACGAUUUGCAGGCGACCAAGAAGGAGGAUCGAGCGACGAAAGACCCGCGACCUGCGGCCAGUGCCAGGCCGAGCGGGAAGAGUUUUGGAUUCGGGGGAAAGAGGUACGAGAAGGGCUCUUCGAGUGCGCCGCUGCCUAAGAGGAGUAAGUCGAAGCCAUAUCCGUCGGCCGCCGCUAGCAACGCAAUCAGAACGAAGAGCCACCCGCAGUGUGUACAGUGUGGUAGGCAUCACCCGGGCGAGUGUUGGCUCGCCCAAGGUUUAUGUUUGGGUUGUGGUCAGCCAGGGCAUUUCAGGAGGCAUUGCCCGACAAACCCUAGCAGCGAGCCUAUUUUUCCUAGAGCUCCGGAUCAGCCUGCCGCAUCGCAUCCAGCACGAAGUCAGCAGUCUACGGCCGCAAAUAAUCAGCAGAGAUCACGUCCGCAACAGACAGGCCGUGCGCCAGCGCGUACCUACGCCAUGCAGGGGCACACAGAUCCUAAUCCCGAUGUUAUCCUGGGUACAUACAUACUAUUUGAUUCGGUUGUGCAUGCCUUGAUCGAUCCGGGUUCCACGCUCUCUUAUAUCUGUGUUAUCAUGCCUGCUAAUUCUGCGAUCAUGAGGAGUGACCUUGAGAUACCUACCGUCGUAUUGAAUCCGCUAGGACAUAGCAUGCGUCUUCAUCACAUUUAUCAUAGGUGUCCGUUGUCCGCGCAAGGGAAGCAAUUCCCUGCAGAUUUGAUAGAGCUACCACACAAGGAGUUUGACAUUAUCCUUGAUGAGAGUGGAUCGAGUAGUUCCCCUUCGAUCAAUCACUUUGAAGAUGAUGAAGAGACGCCCGCGGAAGAGCAGCCGGACCGUUCCUUGAGGAACGAUCAACUGGAGGAAAGUAGCAGAGCAGACAGGCUAAAGACGGUCGACCAGAUGGACCGUUCUGAUGUCCACGAUCAACCGUUUAAGAGGCAGAAAGACGGGUUCCUAAGAGAUGAUCAAACGGUUGACCAGGUGGACCGUCCUCAUAUCCACGGUCGACCGUCCGAGAGGCAGAAUGACGGUUCUUUGGGAGAUGAUCAAACGGUCGACUGUGAUGAGGAAGACGGUCGACCGUCUCCGAGAGUAAACGUGACACGUCAGCUGCUCAUCUCUCCCUUCCGCCGCCACCGCAGCGUACUACUCAUACGGAUGUUCCAUAGAAUCUGCAACGGCGCGCCGCCGCCGCCGUCGGAAACUUCGACAAGUUCCGAUUAUUUCACCGUGGAACACACUUCAGAAGAAUUUUACCCACAUCACGUCCUGGCUUCUCACGAAAACGCGUUCCGCUUCUUCGCCGGCGUCCUCUCCCGUCGUUUCGGAUGGAAUCCGUACCGCCGGCGUAGUAUUCACCGGGGAAUCGCCCACCGUCUCGCCAACGGCGCUCUGAGACGUCCGUUGAGCAGUCGCUAUUUCGACGCCGGGGUUUUCAUCUCCGUCGAGUUGGAAACGUUUUACAUUGAGGACUUUUACGGCGAGGGAGAGGGAAGGGCGGCGGGGUUGCCGGAGAGUGAUAUUAUGCGGCUGGAGUCGGGAAAGUGGGACGGCCGCGGAGUCGCCGGGGAGUCGUGCAGGGUGUGUUUGGAGGGAAUAUUGGACGGAGAAACUGUCGCCAGGUUGACGCCGUCAUGUUCGCAUGCAUUCCACAAGGAUUGCAUUGUUGCGUGGCUGAAGAAAAACCAAACGUGCCCUCUCUGCCGUACCGUCGUCAACUUGCAGAAUAAGACCGGCGUAAGUGGUCACCAUUAUAUAUUUGUAUUGUCACAUUUUUUUUAAAAAAAAUAAAAUAAAAUAACAAACCAUACGUGCCCUCUCUGCCCUACCGUGCAACUCAAAAAAGUCACUCUCCAUACAUCGUUACAAAAUUGAUAGUUUAACUGCAAAAACAUGUUUUCCAUUUCUAAAUUAACCCAUCUCACAACUAGGUAAAUUGCUGUCUGCAAAUUUAGUUGAAACUUAAAUAACAAAUUUUGUGCCUG
Cuscuta campestris is the source of this 2841-nucleotide messenger RNA. Lineage: Eukaryota; Viridiplantae; Streptophyta; Magnoliopsida; Solanales; Convolvulaceae. The record is from the annotation of a GenBank genome assembly.